This is a messenger RNA of Cucurbita pepo subsp. pepo (vegetable marrow), 537 nucleotides long. Its product is annotated as ethylene-responsive transcription factor RAP2-13. Gene Ontology annotation, biological process: regulation of DNA-templated transcription. Lineage: Eukaryota; Viridiplantae; Streptophyta; Magnoliopsida; Cucurbitales; Cucurbitaceae. The record is from RefSeq and is a predicted model, not a curated record. Gene Ontology annotation, molecular function: DNA-binding transcription factor activity; DNA binding.
AUGGCCGCCACGCACACCUCCAAUUCCCCUGUUCAACAACAGAUCAGCCAUGGGAGAAGAAGGUUCUUGGGAGUCAGACAACGGCCUUCUGGAAGAUGGGUGGCAGAGAUCAAAGUCUCCUCACAGAACCUCAGGCUAUGGCUUGGCACGUUCGAUAGACCCGAAGAUGCAGCCAUGGCUUAUGACAGAGCUGCAAGGCUUCUCAGAGGAAGAACCGCAAAGACAAACUUCCCAUGUGAACAACAACAACCUUCCUACUCCUUGUUUGGACACACCCCCAAGCUCCACCGUCUGAUUCAACAUGCCAUCAUCAAGAACAGAGCCCGUGUGAGAUCAUCAACGGCUCUUGAUCAUCAGCCAUCGAGAAAUAAUAAUCAUAAUAAUAAUAAUCAUAAUAAUAAUGGGUUUAUUGAUUCGGUUGUGGAAGAUACUAUUUUCUGUUGUUCUAGUACGAAUCGGUUUGGGAGCUCGAAAGUUCAUAAUUCCGUGUUUGUAGCUCCUUCUUUUAGCUCCAGAAGUGAUGCUGAAUCCAUGUAA